This is a messenger RNA of Dermochelys coriacea (leatherback sea turtle), 2157 nucleotides long. RefSeq names its product translation initiation factor IF-2-like. Bases 146 to 829 code for a protein of 227 amino acids. The record is from RefSeq and is a predicted model, not a curated record. NCBI's taxonomy places the organism in Eukaryota, Metazoa, Chordata, Testudines, Dermochelyidae. The transcript is spliced from 2 exons.
GUGAGCCCUGUAAAGCCCAGGCUGCUCCUGUCCACGCAGCCCCGACCCGCUACCGUAGCGCGCACCGCGUUCGGCAGGGGCCAGGGGCCGCCGAGGAAGGGCGUGCUAUAAAGCCGAGGGAGAAAGGGGCGGCCGGCACCAACCCAUGGAGGCAAGGCGGCUGCUCAAGGAGGCUGGCGGGGGCCGGGCCGGCGGGGGCGCUGGCCAGGCGCGAUCGGGCGCCCCCAGCCGGGCCCGCGCCCAGUGCUGCAUGGCGCUGCUCAGCCUGCCUUGCAGAGGGAGCUCGAGUCCCGCUCUGAGCCUCGCCUCGCCUCGCCUCGCCGCGCCGCGCCGCGCCUCUCACGCCGCGGCGCACACGGCGGCGGCCGGCAGGAGCGGGGCACGCAGCCGCCGCCGCGCCAAGCAGGACUCGGCCGGAGCCGGUUCGCGGGCCCGGAGGUGGGGAACGGCGAGCCCGCAGCAGGCCGAGCCCCGGGACAAGGCAGGUUCGGCGGGCAGGGCCCCGGGGAGGGGGCGAACCGGCCGCCCUGCGGCAGCGCUGGCCGGGGCAGGGAAGGGCUGGGGGGAGCGGGCCGCGGGCCCGGGGGUAAUUCGCGCCGGCGGCUCCGCGGAGGAAACAAAGGAAGGAAAAUGGAGCCCGGGCCAGGCGGGGACGGGGCGCUCGACGGGCCCGGCCGGCCCGGCCCAGCGCCGCGCUGUGGGGAAUGGCGGCGGUAGCAGGCAGGCGCCGGCCGCGCUGGGGACGAUAGAGGGAGACAAAGCCCCCUGCUUCCCCGGCGGCGGCCGCUGCGGGGCCCCAGCCAAACCGGAGCCCCAUCGUGACACCUAGAGGCCGGAGAAAGCGACUGCAAACCCCCCGCCACCGCUUACCUGCGCCUGGCCCCGCCAGGCCCGCGCCCGCCGCCGGGCCCCGCCGCCGCCCCGCGCUGCCCCGGCCCCGCGGAGCCGCCGCGCCCCGCACGCCCCGCCGCGGCCGCCGCUCGCGCUCAGCCCCAGCUCGCGGUUUAAUCGCUCCACAGUCGCUUCGGACACAAAAUGGCGGCGGCCGAACGCGGUGCGCCUGCGCGGGCCCGGCUGCCGCGGCCGCCGGAGCUGAGCGAGAGGAGGGGAGGCAGUGAGUGGGCGCGCGGGGCACCAUGGGAGGGGGCCCUGCGCGCCAACUUCAAACGGUGCCGUGAGCGGAACGUCACGGGCUGACUCGCACGCACGACGCAGGGGCGUCACGGGCUGCGUCCUGCGUCCUGCGUCCUGCGUGUGCCCUGGCGCCGCCGGGGGGCGGUUGAAGGGAAGAGUCCAGUGCCUGCCCCACAGUGGAACCUGGGAAUGAGAAUUCCCCACACCAAUGAGUUCCCAUGAUUUCUGUCAAAUGAAUUUGGAACCCAUCUCUGUUCCCCAAUGGACGUGAUUCCUACCUCAAACCACCCCAAUUGGUGCCACCUAGUUAGCCAUCGCCUUAGAGGUUCUGUGGUGUUUUAACAUCCCUUCCCGCGAGGCAGGUUCCUGCAGAUCAGUGAUGAGGCAUGCAAGCAUGAUGUGACGUCCUUGUUGUGUGUGCUUGAUCUGCUCUGUUUUAGAGGUCUUAAAUUUACAGCCAAGCUUGUUUCUAAGUUUUCAGACCUUGUGUGUGGUUUUGACAUUCAGUAGUGAAUGGGCUGCAACAGAACUAGCAAGAUCUGAACAAAGUUUCAGGAGAUAAAUGUGGGUCACUUACCUUCCUGGGAAUUUGUGAGGUUCUUAGUCUGUUUCUCUUCCCCCUCACUUCUGCUCUCACAACAUUUUCUCUACCUUUCUCUGUCUCCAGUUGCUCCAGUCCCACCUCUUUGUUGUGUCUUUCCCAACUGCCACAGAUCUUCCUGUUUCCAGCAUUUCCUCUUUUCCAGGGGAAUUGCCCCAAAUCUCUUGCUAGCUGUCUAAACAAGCAGUUGAGAGAAGAGAACCUCCGUGAGCCCACAUCACAAUAUCAGACACAAUUGGCUUAAGAUGGAGUUAAAGUCGAGAAUAAAAAUGUCAGUAAUUUAAGGAUAAACAAUAAGGCUGUCAAGCGAUUAAAAAAAAUUAAUCUAGAUUAAUUGCACAAUUAAAAUAAUUAAUCACACUGUUAGAAUAAUAGAAUACCAUUUAUUUAAAUAUUUUUGGAUGUUUUCUACGUUUUCAAAU